Messenger RNA from Ochlerotatus camptorhynchus, 1542 nucleotides. Its product is annotated as solute carrier family 2, facilitated glucose transporter member 3-like. The record is from RefSeq and is a predicted model, not a curated record. The transcript is spliced from 6 exons. Gene Ontology annotation, molecular function: hexose transmembrane transporter activity. Lineage: Eukaryota; Metazoa; Arthropoda; Insecta; Diptera; Culicidae. The coding region runs from base 35 to 1531 and encodes 498 amino acids. Gene Ontology annotation, cellular component: membrane. Gene Ontology annotation, biological process: monosaccharide transmembrane transport.
UUGCAUGCCAAUCACAGUUUGAAGCUCGUUCGAAAUGGAUCUCAUGCUGCCGGAUGCUGGUUGGACGACUUGUUUAUUCAUGCUGGCUGUGACAACUACACUUGGCGUAUCGAUUCCAGUUGGCAUUAACAUCGGUGUAAUUAAUGCUCCUUCAGGAUACAUCAAAGCAUGGAGCAACCUAACAAUUUUUGAGCUCUAUGGUACGGUGCUGUCUCCUGGUAGCCUGGAUACGUUUUUCUCCGUAGUCGUUUCCAUUUUUUUGAUCGGUGGAGUGGUAGGUUCCUUGGGCGGUGCAGUGAUUGCUGACAAGUUCGGCAGAAAAAAGUCUUAUCUCUUAUGCGGUAUUUUACACACUGUGGGUGGAUUCUGCUUCAUUUUCUGUAGAGAACUUAAGUCAGUUGAACUGUUACUGCUAGGACGAAUGCUUGUAGGUCUUGCGGCUGGCUUGACCACAGGAGUUCUACCCAUGUAUCUAGCUGAAGUAUCCCCUACGAAACUGCGUGGGACUAUAAGCACACUAUGUGGAUUAGGACUGACUGCAGGAGUGGUGGUUGGGCAAAUCGUAAGCCUAGAUCAAGUGCUCGGGACGAAAGAUUCCUGGCAAUAUGGAAUAAGCUGUUUUACAAUACUUAACAUCUUCUGCUAUGUACCGUAUGCUUGGUUGCCAGAAAGUCCCAAAUAUUUAUACAGCGUCAAAGAUGAUCCAGACGAAGCCCUGAGAGCAAUUCGAAUCCUGUUUGGUCAGAACGCAAUUGGAGAUGAUUAUGUGAAGCUUCAGAGAGAAAACGCCGGAACAGCUAGUAUAUCUAGUAAUUCAGAACAAAACCUGAAAAUAGCUUUAGCAGACAGUAAUCCAACGACACGCUCAAUGUGGUCGGUCAUAAAUGAUCCAACGCUGAGGUUACCUCUAAUAUUAGUGUGUGCUCUUCAAGGAGGUCAACAGCUGUCGGGAAUUAAUGCAGUUUUCUAUUAUUCAGUAUCGAUUUUUGAAUCCGUCGGAUUAAGUUCAAUGAGUGCCAAAUUUGCAAACUUAGGAGUAGGAUGCCUUAACCUACUAGUAGGAGCAUUAAGUCCCUAUUUGAUGGCGCACUUCAACAGGCGAACUCUUUGUUUGAUAUCUUGUUCCCUGUGUACAUUGAACAUGUUUGGAGUCGCAAUGGUUAUUCACUUUAUAGAUUUAGUAUCUUGGUUCAACUACGCAUGCAUUAUCGUCAUUCUUUUAUAUAUUAUAUUUUUCCAACUCGGUUUGGGACCGAUUCCAUUUUUCAUUGGAUCAGAACUAUUCGAACUCUGCUCACGGCCAUCCGCCAUGGCACUGGGAAGCUUAUCGUCAUGGGGAUGCAACUUUUUGGUAGGAAUGUUUUUUCCUCAUCUAACAAAUGCAUGGGGUGCCUUCGCUUUUUUACCCUGUUCAGUAACCUGUGUACUGUUGACUUUGCUGGUGCUUUUCUAUUUACCCGAAACUCGAGGACGUAAUGUAUGCGACAUCAUGGUGCUAGUCUCAAAAGGAUUCAAAUCGAAAGUGGUAUAGAUAACAAAUAA